AUGUAUUAUAAUAAUAAUAAUAGAUUAUUUGUAUUUGUAACACUACUAUUUACUAUUAUAGUUGUUACUACUACUACUACUACUUCUGCUCAAUCAUCUUCGUCAUCAUCAUCAUCACCAUGGGUGAUAGUUGAAGCGUUCAACGAAGCACAAUGUGAUUUGGAGAGUUCGAGUAUGGGCGGUAUUGUUUUUAAAUCAGGAGUAUGUUUCAAUGGACAAGAAGUAUCUUGUGACGACAACAACAUUGUCACUAUUCAAAUAUACAACGAUACAGAGUGUCAAACAAUCCAGAAUACUACACAAUAUACCUCUGGUGCCUGCAACGCACUCCAGCCUCUAGCCAGAGGUUUCUACAAUACCUACACGUGCUCAGACACACUUCCAUCUGUUCCAGCCCGUUCAAUGUCCUACGCGACCUAUGAUACCUGUAAUAUCGGUCCAUCAUCUCUCACUAGUUACCGUUGGGUACCAACCUACAAGUGUAUGACCAUCUCGAGAUUGGUGCUUCCCACUCCCCCUACAAGUAGCGGUAGUGCCUCUGCUUCAUCAGGGUCUGGAUCUUCAGGAUCUGUUUUACACCAAAACAUCGAAAAGAUAAACUCAAUGGAUUUCUUGGACAAGUAUCUUGAUUUCUUGGACUUUAUCAACUUUAAUCACAAUCAAAUCCUUCAAGAGGAGGAGAGAGAAGAGGAGUAUGAUUUUGCAAAUAGUGGUAGUAGCAUUGAAUUAUUGGGAACUGUUAGUACUGGAUUGACUGGUGGUGGAUUUAAUACUGGAACAGGAAAUGGAUAUAGUACUGGAUCAGGAAGUGGAGGUAGUAGUGCAAUCAACUCUGUCUUUUUUGCAACUCUUGCAUGUAACCAAACCUACGUCAAACUAUCGAUCUAUAAUGACGGAAUUUUAGUGCCGGUUGUCUCGUCGGGCGGUGGCGUCAGUGGAGCUGCCACUGGUACCGGUGAAGGUGGCAGUAUCUUGUCGACAGGUCAAUUCUCAUCGGGUGAUCCAAAUGGUUCAAAUAUGAAUAUUCCAACGAGUGGUAGUACCUCUGGAUCAGGUGGAUCGGGGUCACCCCGUAAUGGAUGUUCCAUUCAUUACAUGACAUCACAAAAUCUACAAAUAAGUCAACCAAAAUGUAUGAAUGGACAAAUAAUAACAGCCACUUGUAACCCACCAUACCAUUCAUAA
Molecule: messenger RNA, 1185 nt
Organism: Cavenderia fasciculata
Lineage: Eukaryota; Evosea; Eumycetozoa; Acytosteliales; Cavenderiaceae
Exons: 1
Coding region: 1-1185 (394 amino acids)
Source: RefSeq, a predicted model, not a curated record